CUCUGGCUGUGGACUACCACUCCCUUGAGGUGCUGCGUCAUUCACCUUCGCGGCGUCUUCGAACGCGCCGUGGCAGCCAUGUUGGACGUGGCCGCCACAGGGGCCGGCACCAGGGGGUAGUCAGCUGUCAAGAUGCUGGGGUCCCUGGUGUUGAGAAGAACAGCGCCGGCGCCGCGAUUCCUCCUGCAGCUGCUUAGGUCCCCACCGCUCCGGAGCCACGGAGGUGCCUGUGACUGGAGUGUGACCUCCGGCGGCCGCGGGGAGCCGCAGUGGCUGAGGGCGGCCGUCGAGGGGUGCCCUGGAAUUUCGUCCACCUUGCUCAUCGGAGGAAGGGCAGCCACCGGGGGGCACCAAGGAGGACGCACCGAAACCCCGUGCCAAGCAGCCUCCACAUGGGGACAUCUUCCUAGCCCUGAAGAAACACUCCCGGGACAUGACAGCUGGAACGGGGUCCCGAACAGGGCCGGAGUAGGCAUGUGGGCCCUGGCCAUGGCGCUGGUGGUUCACUGUUACAGCAAGAGCCCGUCCAACAAGGAUGCAGCCCUGAUGGAAGCUGCUCGCGCCAACAAUGUCCAAGAAGUCAGAAGGCUGUUGUCAGAAGGUGCAGAUGUCAACGCAAGGCACAAGCUUGGCUGGACAGCACUCAUGGUAGCAGCCAUCAGCCGAAACGACAGUGUGGUGCAGGUUCUGCUUGCGGCUGGUGCUGACCCAAACCUUGGGGAUGAUUUCAGCAGUGUUUAUAAGACUGCCAAGGAGCAGGGAAUUCACUCUUUGGAAGUCCUGGUUACCCGCGAGGAUGACUUCAACAACCGGCUGAACAACCGUGCCAGCUUCAAGGGCUGCACGGCCCUGCACUACGCCGUCCUGGCUGAUGACUACAGCACUGUCAAGGAGCUGCUUGAUGGAGGAGCCAACCCCCUGCAGAGGAAUGAAAUGGGACACACACCCUUGGAUUAUGCCCGUGAAGGCGAGGUGAUGAAGAUUCUAAGGGCUUCUGAAGCCAAGUACCAGGAGAAGCAACGGAAACGAGAGGCUGAGGAGCGGCGCCGCUUUCCCCUGGAGCAGCGGCUGAGAGAGCACAUCAUCGGACAGGAGAACGCUAUCGCCACGGUGGGCGCUGCAAUCCGGAGGAAGGAGAAUGGCUGGUAUGAUGAAGAACACCCUCUGGUCUUCCUCUUCUUGGGAUCGUCUGGAAUAGGGAAAACAGAGCUGGCCAAACAGACAGCCAAAUAUAUGCACAAGGAUGCCAAAAAGGGCUUCAUCAGGCUGGACAUGUCUGAGUUCCAGGAGCGUCAUGAGGUGGCCAAGUUUAUCGGGUCCCCACCAGGCUACAUCGGCCACGAGGAGGGUGGCCAGCUGACCAAGAAGCUAAAGCAAUGCCCCAACGCUGUGGUGCUCUUCGAUGAGGUGGACAAAGCCCAUCCAGACGUGCUCACCAUCAUGCUGCAGUUGUUUGAUGAGGGCCGACUGACAGAUGGCAAAGGGAAGACCAUUGACUGCAAGGAUGCCAUCUUCAUCAUGACCUCCAAUGUGGCCAGCGAUGAGAUCGCACAGCAUGCCCUGCAGCUGAGGCAGGAAGCUUUGGAAAUGAGCCAUAACCGUAUCGCCGAGAACCUUGGUGAUGUCCAGAUGAGUGACAAGAUCACCAUCUCAAAGAACUUCAAGGAGAAUGUGAUUCGUCCCAUCCUAAAAGCCCACUUCCGGAGGGAUGAGUUUUUGGGACGAAUCAAUGAGAUCGUCUACUUCCUCCCCUUCUGCCACUCAGAACUCAUCCAGCUAGUCAACAAGGAACUGAACUUCUGGGCCAAGAGAGCCAAGCAAAGGCACAACAUCACACUGCUCUGGGACCGCGAGGUGGCAGAUGUGUUGGUUGAUGGCUACAAUGUGCACUAUGGCGCCCGCUCCAUUAAGCAUGAGGUAGAGCGCCGCGUGGUGAACCAGCUGGCUGCCGCCUACGAACAAGACCUGCUGCCAGGAGGCUGCACUCUGCGCAUCACUGUGGAGGACUCGGACAAACAGCUACUCAAGAACCCUGAGCUGCCCGCACCCCAAGCUGAGAAGCGCCCUCCUAAACUGAGGCUGGAAAUCAUUGAUAAAGACAGCAAGACCCACAAACUGGACAUCCGGGCGCCACUACACCCUGAGAAGGUGUGAUCCACCCUCUUCCUUCUACUACCUGCCCAUCCAUGCCCUCAGCACCCAAUAAAGGCCCUCCAGCUGUGGCAUGGCAACUGACCAACUAGCCCUCCUGCCUCUCCCUCCCCUCCACCUGUAGCCUAAGGCUGCUUGCCUCCUCACAGCCCCUUAAAAGACCCUCUGUAGUCCCCAAGUGUAAAGCAGGAAUUUUGUUCACCCCUUGCCCCUUCAUUGUGGGCCCAACACCUGCUGACAAACCUCAGAAGAAGAGUUACCUUUCCACUCCAUCAAGGCAGGGAAGAGUUAGGGGGGGUCCCUUAUCUUUGUCCUCCAGGAUGAUCCCCAUUCCCCCAUAGUCUCUGGACAUGGUGUGUUCCUAGGAAGCUCAGCUGUAUAGCACCUAAGAGUAACUGGCUGUAAGACAGGGACCAGGCUGUGCCCUCAUGCAGCUGAGCCCCCAGAAUGUCUCCACUGGAAUGGAGAGAGUGCAGAGGUCCAGGCAUGGAGCUGUUGCUCAGGCUGUAGCUACCUCUUUCCCCACCUUAAAAUUCCAAGGGGAAGGCGCCCAGAGACCUCUCCCCCUUUCACUGCCAUAUCAUAACUACUGUUCCUCCUCACCCCAUAAUCUGGGGUCAAGGCCAGAUCAUGUUUCUUCCCAAUUAGGACUUGGGCAGCAUGGACAAAUGCUGCCUGCUGCACUACCCUGCCCAGAUCUGGGCUGGACAAAAGUAAUCAAAAGACAAAGCAAGCACCUCUCUACAGGGGUCUCCUUCUGGAGCCUUAACAACACAGACAUUGGGAAACUCGGGGAAAGAUCAUGGGGUCAGGCUCUGCCUGGGUGGCCUUGAAGUCUACCUGCCUGUACUGCUGGCCCAGCUCGUGCGCCUGCAGCAGCGAGCUCCGGUAAGUCUGCGUGUUAGUCACUGAGCACAGGGUCUGCACACUGCCCUGUCAGUGAGGGUGAGCCCAUGCUUCACCCUCAGCUCAGCAAGGCACAGCGAGGCCUGGUGGUGCCGGGCACCAUCUACCAUAGCUGCCAUUGACGACCACAUCACCCUCCCCAUAGGGCUGAUUCGGAACCCAGACUUGGUGUUAGCUAAUGCCUUUCAGGAAGCAGGAGGAGUAGGUAUCAGAGUCCCUUGGCUGAUAGAGGAGUGUCCUAACAAAAUGUGGGCAUGAGGCAGGCAGAAGCUGAUACAAGGCUCUGGCAAUCACCAUCUAGUCCCUCAAGGAGCUGUGUCUGCUGCUCCCUACCUCAGUAACUGUUGCUCCUUUUAUUUUUUCCUCCUUGUAUAGAAAUAAUUUGAUGUACACAAAGUUUCACAAAGUAGAGUUCCCAUGUACUCUCUUCUUGGCUUCUCUUAAUAUUUGUACCUUAUAAAAUUACUGUAUAGCUAUUAAAAUAAGGAAAUCAACUGAUCCACUGCUACAAACUAAUCUGUAGACUUCCAAAUUUUCCAGUUUCCCCCCUGAUGUUCUUUCUCUGGUCAGGAGCCCUCAUUGUAUUUUGUCAUGUUUCCUUCAUCUCCUUGGCCUGUGACAGCUCUUUGUCUGCCUUUCAUGACCUGGAUACUUUAGAAAUGUCCAAGGUGAUUAUUUUCUUAACUUGGGUCUGUGGGUCUGUCUGCUGUUCUCACAUGUGUAGGCUGAGGAUCUGUUUGUUUUGUUUGGCAAGACCACCAUACAAAUGAUGCUGUGCCUUCUCGGUGCCUCAGAACAGGGGUGUGAACCAACCAUACAGUGGAGGUAAUGUGUGCCUGGUUCCUCCAUUGUAAAGUGAUUAAUUUCCCCCUUUGUAAUUAAUAAAGAGUCACAUGGGAAGAUACCUUAUGCUAUGCAGAUGUCCCAUUUAUCUUUAGACUGUGCCCUGUGAUCUUAGUGCCAAUCAGGCGUUCUUACUUACUUAUGCUAAGCUUUAAUACUGUGUUUGUCUGAUGAUGACUUUCUCUUUUCUUCUUCCAUCUAUAUUAAUUGGUGUUCUGCUGUAAGGAAGAACUAUCUCUUUCCCCCAUUUAUUUAUUUGAUAAUUUAUAUCAGUAUAAGCUAAUGGAUAUAUUUUUUUAUUCUAGGGGUUACAGCCUCAUACUAACAUAGUUAAUUUUGUUACUCAAAUUAGCCUAUUUCUGGCUACUGGGAACUCUUUCAAGUUGACGCCUGUGUUGUUUCAACAUCACCCACAUCCUUUUUUUUUAAGCACUCUCUGACUUAUUGGUAUUCCAAGCUCACUCAUAUCUUUCCUGUUCUAGCCCUGACACCAUCCAUUUCUCCCAGCAGCUCUUGGUUCAUUUUUUUAUUCAGGAAUAGUAUUUAGAAACCAAGAUCUGGGCACUGCUUGUAUUCAUUGCAGUUCACUGGAGUGACAUUGCUUCUAGGACCUUUCAGCAGACAAAGCUAGAAAAUACAUGUAUAUAUAUAUGUAUGCUAAUGUGUAUCACACAUACCUGAAUUUAUCAUUGUAUCUGUCUGUCUAUAUAUUAUUAAAAAACAUGAAUUGA
This is a messenger RNA of Condylura cristata (star-nosed mole), 4631 nucleotides long. It is a transcript of the gene CLPB, whose product is annotated as ClpB homolog, mitochondrial AAA ATPase chaperonin. NCBI's taxonomy places the organism in Eukaryota, Metazoa, Chordata, Mammalia, Eulipotyphla, Talpidae. Bases 133 to 2154 code for a protein of 673 amino acids. Gene Ontology annotation, cellular component: cytoplasm; mitochondrion. Gene Ontology annotation, molecular function: ATP binding; protein binding; ATP hydrolysis activity. Gene Ontology annotation, biological process: cellular response to heat. The record is from RefSeq and is a predicted model, not a curated record. The transcript has 16 exons.